AUGGGCGUUUUUGAGCCCAUAAUCUGCCAAGGGGGCUACUACUGCCCGCCAGCACAGAGGACAACCAUUCGAUGCCCCUCCGGUUCGUACUGCCAGCCCGGCGCACCAUCACCGACCCCUUGUAGCACUGGCAGCUACUGUCCCAAGGGCGCUACGAGCGAAGCUGUUGUGAUCCCAGUGGGCAUUGUUAUCAUUGUUGAUCUUUUUAUUGGCGCCAUCUUGCUGUGGGUUGUCUUGCGGCAGCGAAGGAAGAAUGGCAAGAGGAUGAAAUUCCCAGGAAUCCCAUUCGUGGCCAAGUCUGCAUCAAAGAAGGGAAUUCAAGCUACAGUCACGGGGUACAAGCAGCUUGACGACGAGACAGACCAGGAGAUGCAACCUAUGCAGCCCACAUUUCUGCCAUAUAGGCCCGGGAAUGGCUUUCAGGCUGUUCUCGACGUGCCCGUGGCACGCGCCCCAACCGUCAAGUUGCGCCGAGCUAACACACUGGCUGCAUUGAAUCCGCAGCUCAAGGCCUUUGUCGACUCAAUGUCAAGAGCCACGGAUGUACAAGCCGACAACCUUGGCCUAUCUUUCGCAUACAACGGUCUCACAUUUCAACCGAAAGGCCGACCCACGCCCAUUCUACAGGAUGUCACUGGCCGGAUAGAUAAGGGAUCUCUCGUCGCCGUCAUGGGCGGUUCUGGCGCCGGAAAGUCGACCUUUGUCAACGUGCUCAUGGGCAAGACCAAGAACACUGGAGGGACUGUCACUGUCAACAACAUUCCUGGGAAGAUCGAGCAGUACAAGAAAAUUAUAGGCUACGUGCCUCAAGAUGAUGUUGUCCUUCCCGAGCUGACAGUCCGGGAAAAUAUCCUGCACUCGGCACGCAUCCGUCUGCCCAGAUCCUGGUCCGACAAGGACAUCUCGGCCCACGUCGACUCUGUUGUUGACUGCCUCGAGCUCUCUCACGUCCGAGACUCCCUAGUCGGCAGCGUUGGAAAGCCUGUCAUCAGUGGUGGCCAGCGAAAGCGCGUUAGUAUCGGUAUGGAGCUGGCCGCUGCGCCCAUGGCUAUUUUCCUCGACGAACCGACAAGUGGAUUGGACGCUACUGCCGCCAGCUCAAUCAUGCUGACCUUGAAGGCUCUUGCGCGUCUCGGUAUCUCGGUCAUUGUCAUCAUUCACCAGCCGCGUAUGGAGAUCUUCGAAUUGCUUGACAAUCUCAUUCUUCUUGGCAACGGCCAGGCCAUCUAUGAAGGACCGGAACAUGAAGCGCAGGCAUAUUUUGAGGGUAUGGGGUUCAAGUUCCCUAAGCACAGCAAUAUUGGCGACGUGGUUACGGAUAUCAUUACCGGCAAUGGGAGGGCAUACAAGAAGGGCGGUGACGUCUCUAAGGAGGCCCUCAUCAGCCACUGGGCAUCCCAUCAUCGUCAGUGCGAAAGCGAUGAAGAGUCUGGCGAUGACUCCGAGGCAAAGAGUAUCAGGGUCUCUAUGAGAGCACUUUUGAAACGCCGUGGUGCCCGCCGCAUAAGCAGACAUGGCUUUGCUUCCGCCGCGCCAUGCUGCAACAGUAUCGUCUCAAGCCCGCACUAUUCUUUGAGAUUGGCUUAA
Verticillium alfalfae VaMs.102 is the source of this 1587-nucleotide messenger RNA. RefSeq names its product ATP-binding cassette sub-family G member 2. Gene Ontology annotation, molecular function: ATP binding; ABC-type transporter activity; ATP hydrolysis activity. The coding region runs from base 1 to 1587 and encodes 528 amino acids. The record is from RefSeq and is a predicted model, not a curated record. NCBI's taxonomy places the organism in Eukaryota, Fungi, Ascomycota, Sordariomycetes, Glomerellales, Plectosphaerellaceae. The transcript has a single exon.